Hemibagrus wyckioides is the source of this 2491-nucleotide messenger RNA. It is a transcript of the gene psap, whose product is annotated as prosaposin. Bases 130 to 1710 code for a protein of 526 amino acids. The transcript is spliced from 14 exons. Lineage: Eukaryota; Metazoa; Chordata; Actinopteri; Siluriformes; Bagridae. Gene Ontology annotation, biological process: sphingolipid metabolic process. Gene Ontology annotation, cellular component: lysosome. The record is from RefSeq and is a predicted model, not a curated record.
UUUUAAGCUCGCGCUGGUGUCAGUGUACCGCAGUGCAGCAGCUAGGAAGGGCCAGGGAAACACUGCCUGAGACAAAGUUCAGACAACCAUACAGCUACAAAAAAAAAGGAGCUCAGAGGAGAUCUCACCAUGCUUCUGACACUUCUUUUCAUCUCCACGGCUGUGGCCACCCCUCUGCUGGGAACUGAGCAGUGUGCUCGUGGACCCCCGUACUGGUGCCAAAACGCCAAGACUGCUUCGAUUUGUGGUGCCGUCUCCCACUGCCAACAGAACGUCUGGAACCAGCCUCACGUGAAAACUGUGCCAUGUGACCUGUGCAAAGAGGUGGUGGCUGUGGUGGACAAACUGCUGAAGGACAAUUCAACACAGGCUGAGGUCCUGAGCUAUCUUGAGAAAGUGUGCCAGUUGGUUCCUGAUGAAGGCCUGUCAAGUCAGUGCAAGGAAAUUGUGGACAAUUACUUCCCCGUCCUUGUUGAUAUUAUUAAAGGAGAGCUGGACAACCCAGAAGUGUUAUGUAGUGCUCUUGGCCUGUGUGUAACCCAGCAGGAGGUUUUUGCCAAAGCUCAGCUCAUGUCCAAUGAGAUUCCUGAAAUGGAUCUGACCCAGAGAAUUAGUCCUUUACUCCUGAACAUCCCUCAGCUCCUUUACCCCGGGGAGAAUUUCAAUAAGGAGAAGGAGACCAGUGCCAAGGAGGAUAGCCAAGUGUGUGAGGACUGCAUCAAGUUCAUCACCGACACUCAAGAUGCAGCCAAGAAAAACUCCACCUUCAUCAGCUCCAUGAUUGAACAGAUUGAAAGCCAGUGUGACCUGCUGGGGCCUGGUAUUGCUGAUAUUUGCAAGCAGUACGUCAGCCAGUACGCACCUCUCAUCUUCCAGCAGCUUAUGUCCAUGCAAGCCAAAGACAUCUGCUGCCGUGCUGGGUUCUGUGACGCCACCCCUGAAUCUGUGCCCUUGCUGAACCUUGUUCCUGCUAAAUCCAUUCCUGCAAAAAAGACCUUCCCUGCCACUAAAUUGGUCAAGCCUUCCUCUAUCAAUCCUGCCAAGAAGAUGGUGCGUGCCCGUGACUCCCCACAAUGUGCCAUCUGUGAGUAUGUGAUGAAAGAGCUUGAACGCAUAAUCCAGUACCAGACCACUGAGUCUGAAGUGGUGCAAGCUGUGGAGAAAGUGUGCAGCAUCCUGCCCUCCACCCUCUCUGCUCAGUGCAAGGACCUGAUUGAGACCUAUGGCCAGGCAAUCAUUGAACUGCUGCUUCAGGAAGCUGAUCCCAAGACUGUCUGCAGCAUUCUGGGCCUGUGCAAGGACGCAAGUCGCGCCUUCAUCCCUGUGAUGGAGAAGGCAGAGUUCGAGGCUGGCGGAUUCUGUGAUGUGUGCAAGAUGGCCGUGCGUUAUAUAGAUGGCAUCCUAGAGAAGAACGCCACAGAGGCACAGAUCGAGGAGGCUGUGAAGAAAGUCUGCAACUUCCUGCCUGAAGAAUACAAAACUCAGUGUGACCAGCUCAUUGACCAGUAUGAGCCUCUCAUUGUCCAGCUCCUGCUCCAGGCUCUGGACCCUGAAUUUGUCUGCAUGAAGCUGGGUGCGUGCCCUGGAGUACUGCGGAUGCUGUUGGGUGUCGAGCAGUGCAGCUGGGGCCCAGCCUUCUGGUGCAAGAACAUGGAUACUGCCACCCGCUGUAACGCGGUGAAUCACUGCAGACGCCAUGUUUGGAGUUAGAGAGGAGUGAAGUGCACAAACUGACUUGAGGAACUAAAGGAGAAUUUCUGUAGCGUUGUCUGUUUUUAUUCCAAAAAUCAACCCUUCCUCUUGUUUUGUUUUAAAGGAGAUUUCAGUAGUGUGAUCAAACCUAAUUAAGCAAUUUUUUGCGAUCUGGACAGGAUUAAAGUUACCAUUUAAGGGAGCGUUAAAGUACUAUGCAGGAGGUGGAUGGGAGAUGAGUGAGUGAAUUUGACUAAUGGGAAGGUUUAUUUUAUUGAAUUUUUUUUUUUUUACUGAACUUGAAAUGUUGAUGUUUACUGUGGUUUUUCCCCCUUUAAAUUACUUUGAUCUUCUGAUUAAUUGUGUAAUUGUAGGUGGUCAUGAAAGACGAGGUUGUGCCUUGAGCAAAGAGGAAGUCUGACUCCUCUGAAUGAACAGUUUUAACUCCCUUAACUAAAAGGAAACCCUGCUCCUGCAACUGCUAUAGGCACAAGGCCAGUGAGAAGAUGAUUUUAGGAGCGUUCUGAUAUGGUUUUUACUGACAAAUGUGUUCAUUAAUAAUGGAAGUUUGCAAUUUAGCAGCAUUUUGUAAUGGUGUACAUGUUCAUAUCAGAUGGAAGAUACUGAAUUUCAUGUGACCUCACAUCCACUUUGUGUCCGUGGCUUUUUGUUUAUUUUUUCCCCCCUUUUUGGGUUUCUUGAGCAAGUGAUUCUAAGCUGUAUUGUGCUUCACUCUUAACACUGAACUAUUUUGUUUGAAUUUUUUUUUUUCUGUGGAAAUUAAACAGUCCUAAAUCUA